Molecule: messenger RNA, 6210 nt
Organism: Galleria mellonella (greater wax moth)
Lineage: Eukaryota; Metazoa; Arthropoda; Insecta; Lepidoptera; Pyralidae
Product: Golgi-associated PDZ and coiled-coil motif-containing protein-like
Exons: 14
Coding region: 7-1797 (596 amino acids)
Biological process (GO): negative regulation of protein localization to cell surface
Cellular component (GO): trans-Golgi network transport vesicle; Golgi apparatus; membrane
Molecular function (GO): transmembrane transporter binding
Source: RefSeq, a predicted model, not a curated record
CAAAUAAUGUCAACAAGUUUUAUUGUGAAAAUGGCGACUACCGGAGUUGGUUUUCGGUGGUUAGAUAUAUUAGAAAAGGAAUUUGAUAAAGCAUGUGUCGAAUUAGACACGUCUCUGUCGGAAUUAGAAACUGAAGAACCAGAGGUGGUAUUCUCAGCCCGCCAGAAGAUUGCUACACUGAGCUCAUGCUUUGCACAACUGACACACAAGGCCCUUACUAUAUUUCAGAACAGUGCAAAACUAGAGGCGGAACUCGUGGAUAUGAGAGCUGAAUUGGUGCAAGCACGCGCGACGACCGCCGGCAGAUGCCAGGAUGGCGGCGACGCCGCUGGCAACGUGCCGGAGGCUGCACGUGCCCGAUCGGAGGCGAACCAACUAGCGCGGGAAAAUGCCGCGCUGCGUGAGACUGUACUUGCAUUACAUUCCGAACUAUUUGGUGCUAGACUGGCUACGAAAUAUUUGGAUAAGGAAUUAGCAGGAAGAAUUCAGCAGUUACAAUUGCUUGGGAGGGACAUGCGUGCUGAACUUAGAGAUUCAUUAUGGGCUCAGGUGGAAGCGGAGAUCCUGCUGCAGCGUCACAAGACGUUGGUGCGCGUGUGCCGCGGCGUGUCGCCCCGGCCGGCGCGGCCGCCGCCACCUGCGCUCGCUUCUAACACCGCGCACGCAGCGCAUGCGCACCGCGCACGCCCGCGCACAGUGCGCGUGCGUCGCUCUCCGCACCUCGGACUCGGUAUUUCUGUUACAGGCGGCCGCGAGCACGGCGUGCCGAUCCUAAUCUCGGAACUGGAGGCGGGCGGGCCAGCCGCGCUCACCGGAGAGCUGUACGUCGGCGACGCCAUCCUCGCCAUCAACGACCUCGACCUCACGCAGGCGUGUCACAAAGAAGCAGUGCAGGCAUUACAGAGUGUGAAGGGUGACUGCGCGCUUUGCGUUCAAUUUAUAGCGACUGAUGACGACGAUAGGCUAUCAGAAGAUAACUACAGAUUUCCACUGUACCCCGAAGACGGAGAGGUGUUCGGGGGAGAACAGGACGGCUCGGGCGCCACACCCACUGCGCCGCGAACACCUGACUACACCAGGUAUACCUACAGGCCGGAGUCAGAGGCGGGGUCCAGAUCAAGAUCGGGGUCGGGAUCGAGGUCGGGCAGCGCUUGCUCGUCGCCGCAGUAUCGGCCGCCGGUCGCCUACCCUGACUACAACUCCAUCAACAAUAAUCUAUCCAUACUCGACAUGGACGAUGACUCCAUCAAGAUCGAAGCGCGCCUCGAGCCAGAUACAUACCAGGUUCCACGGGUGCGGUCGGCCCGCUCCACGCCGGUACACGUGCGGCGCCCCCGCCCGCAGCACCACACGCCUCAGGACUGGCGUACGAAAGGCACGUACCAGGCGUUACAAACGGAGGCCUCGGUGGCGGAGCCCCCGCCUGCUGCCGCCGUCCCUGCCGCCUCCGUUGUCCCCGCUGCUUCCGCCGCCCCCACCGCCACAGCCCCUGACGCCCCAGCGGCCAUCAGCAGAACUACUGCCGCCCCCAGUGACACUACCACCAUCUCAGAUGGCAUGCCGGAGUCGUCACCGGCGGUCGAGCAGGCGCCGCCGCCAGCCGUCGAGGCGGAUGCUAAGCUGACCAAACACAACGGCGACGCCAGGCCCCUCAGGAGAGAGAGCAAAGGCUUCAGAAUAGGCUCAGCGCGAAGAGUGAUGGACAGUGUGUUGACGAACGGGGACGCGGAGCGCGCCAAGUUCCCGGCGCGGCUGCUCGCUGGCGACGGAGACCCUGACUUUGGCACCCCCGUCUGAACUCUCCCCCCCCCCCCCUGGACCAGCCCUCCACGCCCUCCCGUUUUGUAUCCUUUGCUCUCUUUGCCCUUCUCGCCCCGCUCAUUUCCACUCUCAAUGAGCAUAUCCACAACCUUCCUUAGAUAUGAAGUCACUAGCGCCAGAUAAGCUCCGUCACAUUACUUCUUCGCUACAAGUACUGCCGCUUGAACGCUCAUCAUGAAGAAUGAAUAAAAAGCAGGUGGGAUAAAACCACACUGGCCACUAUUCAGCAAACUAAGUUUUAUUUAGAGAUUUUUUUAAAUAAAAAUUAAUUCUUAGUACAGCUAGCUAUCUAUAAAUUAUAGUUACGAUUAUCAUCGCAGUAAGAAAUUUCCCUAUUACAUUAUGAUUAUUUUAUUAUAAAUCUUACAUAAACAGUGGAAGCCUAUAACGCGAGCAUCACAAUAGUUUCUAAGUAUGACACAAAUAUACAGUUCGUAUAUUGGGUAUUUUAAGUAACGUUCCACCUACUCAUAAUGUUCGUGUCUGUAGUGAAUAUUCUUUUAUAGAUUAGGUGGGUGUUCCUUAUUUCUGCCUCAUAUAAUAAGGUCACUGGUAUGAUACAGAUAUAGAAUUCGGUGAUCGAUUUAUCUUACGUAAUAUAAUAAUACCGAGUGUAUUUUUUUUUUAUUUGAUUUUAAUUUCAAUUCAAAUUAGUUGCCCAUGUGACGUUUGUUCUGGACUCGGCUAUGAAAUACACUUUAAAUUCUAUAUAACGAAUUACGACAUAAUGAACAUUUGUCCAAAAUAUGUGUCUGUCUGUCUAAUCUGUCUACAUAAAAUUUAGUUUUUACCUAUUAUCUACGUAUAUUGACACCAUGAACGGUAACUCGCACGUCAAGUAUUGACAUAAUAUGUACAUAUUUUAAAACUUUGUCAAAAAUUUGCCAAAGCAAGAAUUAUAAAUGAAAAAUAAAAGCAACACCUGUAUGUUCUCUUGUUUGUUGUUUAGCCUAAGACGUGUUUACUUUGAGUAUUAUCAUCCUUCACGACUUAACAAAAUUAGUCCAUCUAUAUGAAUGCUCCGUCCCUUCAAUUUCGUUAUAUAGAGUUUACACUGUAAUAUAAAGCUAACUUUAGUUUUUAAAUAAAAACAUACCUAUUCCUAUGUUUUAAGGUUCUAAAUGUAGCGUGUAGUACUAAAAUAUGUAGUGCCGCUGUUACGGGUCUUGCUUCACGCGUCUAUCGAUUCUGAGAAUUUUUAUUUUCAAUAAUGAGAUUUUAGUUAUUUUUGUUUAUGCUUAAAAAUAUCGUGUAAAGUUUAGAAAAUUGAAAUAUUGUUUUUAGUCUUUGAUCUCGAAAAUUUGUCCAUGGUAAUUAAUAUGUAAAUUAAUUAAUAUAAAUUAAUAUAAAAGAUGAUGAUAUAUUUGAAAUUAAAUCAUACGUUUGUACAGAUCUAUCUAUACUGAGAUUAGUGGUAGCACAUCCUUAAAAGUGACAGAUACACAUCUCAUAUAAAGUAUGCUUUUGCUAAUAAUGAGUAGGAUCGUUUAUAAAAUUGGUAGUAUUUCCUCAUUAAACGCAUUCUUUGGUGAUCGCAGACAUAGAUGACGAUAGAUGAAGUAAAUACACCUAUUUAUACAAUAAGUAAUUCAAUCCUUAUUAAACGUCUUACUGUGAUAUUACAUAAAGCUAUAUAUUGAUUCGAACGAACCUGAACUCUUUCCACCAAUCAUCCGUAAUGCUCUUUCUGUCCAUACUUUGAACUUAGGAACUAUGAAUCAUUUUCAUUGAAAAAUUUGCUUUGCACCUGUAGGCUUUUCUGAGCCUAAAACUAAUACAAAAUAUACAUAGAGUUACGACAUCUAUUUAAAUCAAUGUCUGUGUUGGUGAUAAUAAGAGAAUGUGUAUCAGUUCAAUUCAAGUUGGCUGUAAACGAGUGAGUCUUGUUCUUGCAUACCGCGCCAAUUGUAAUCAAUAAUAUUGAAAUAAUGUUGGCCUAACAUACUGGUUACUGCGAAGGGAGCUCUGUUGUAAUAUUACAAUUUUAUUUAGUAUUUUUUUUUUCGCAAUAUAAUGUAGAAUAUAAAAUAAAUCUAAGAGUGCUUAUUCACCAAGAGUACUAUAUUAAUGAAUUCGGUAAGAAAGAACAUAUUUCUGUAAUAUGUUACAUGUACUAAUAAAUAUAGGUACUCCCGGUCAAUACGCACCCUUAUUGUAAUUCCGAAUAUAAAAUUUAAUUAAUAAUUUUUGUUAUAUAUUUUUUUACGUUAUUGUUAAUUAUUUUCAUAACAUUAUAGUGUAUAAAGUAGUUUAUAUAAUUAUUAUAGAAUUAUUCGUAUUAUUUUUUUUAAUGUACUUGUAUAAUAACUAUGUAUUGAGUAAACGAAAAUAUUAACUACAUACCGGUAUAUUGAUAAUCAUUCUUUACGAUAGUCUAAUUUUAUGUUUAUUUGUUUAUGGCUUUUUAAAUAUCUCGGACCCUCCAUAUAUUGUAGCCAAAACUAGUUAUAUGUACGAGUAUAAUCAAAUAGAACUAUUGUCCAAUAAAAAUAGUACAUGGAGAUAGUACAUCGCAUUUUCUACAUUUAUCAAACAUUAUUUCUGGUUUGAUUAAUAAAAACAGUCGCAAUUACUCGAUCAUGUUCUAAACUGAAGGUCUGAUAUCAAUAAAAUUAGUUAUGAACUUUAGAUAUUUUUUAAUUUAAUGAAUGUUGGAAGUAUUUGUCAAAAUUAUCAAACUAAUACUUUUGGUCAUGAUCAUAAAUUUAUUUAUAGCUCGUAUAUCUUAAUAUAUAAACAUUCCCUGUCACAAUGUUCUUUCACGCUAAUCUCCGCAACUAGUCGACGGCUUGUUAAAAUAAAUUAUAAAUUUUAUAUUUACAAACUUACCUUGCAUUAAGAUAUUUUCUGAAAAGUAGUUUGUAUCUAUCUAAUUAUUUCAAUGUUACAGGGUAUUUUUGUGGAAAAUUUACGUAUAUUUGUUUGUCAUCCAGUCUAAGUAAUACUUCUAUGUAUCUAUCGGCCUUCAUAUCAAGUAGUUCGUGUGUGGUAAAUCUAAUGACACAGGCUAUUUACACACACGGAUAUGUCAUAUAAAUAACACUGAAAAUAUAUGCUUAUAUAAUUUGAUAUAUAUAUAUAUUCUUAAUUGAUAAUCACUGCAGAUACACUGUACCAGUAUAAAUGGACUGUGUUUAUAUUCAGUCACUGUUGUACUUGUUGCCAAAUGGCGGAAUUCAUACAAACUACCGCAAAUUGUAGUAAUAUGUUAGGCGCGGCGUUAAUUGAAACUACGAUAAUAAUAUUAAAUACAUAUCACAGGCUUACGACAACGUAACACCUAACAAAUGUAAUGCUUUGGAUACCUGCCAGUAAUAUUUUCGCACAUCACUAACAAGACAACAUCCAAACAUUCAUUGCUUAUACAAAUAGAAUUAAGAAAUUAUUUACAUUGACCCUGAAUAUGUAAUUUCAAUUACAGAGUUUACGCCUUUAGAUAUAAGGCGUAAUAGAACCGAGUGACUGAACUGUACAAAACUCAGAGAUCAAGAAACUGAUCAGCUGUUCUUAAAGAGUAUUGUAGGUAAAAGAAUUAAUUUUUUUUUUAUUUUAUCAUAAAACCUAUUUGCGUCGAUCCGUUUCUUCGCUUAUUUCUAAAUCACGCAACGUGUCUAGAAAUUAAGGCCAAAAUUUGAGAAUCACUGUCCUGAACAAUGACAAUACUUACCUGUCUUUGUCUCUUGCAUAGUUAGGAUGCAUUAUUCUAUGAAAUGGAGUAAUAAGUAUAAUAAAUUAGAUGUAGGUUCAUCAUACACAGUGAAUUUAUAAGAUACAGAGGAAUGACACCAGAGUCCUCAGGAAUGGGAACGCAUGGGGGGUAUCAUUGACGAAACAGUAUACUCUGUUAUAUCCAUGGUACUGCUCAUGUCUAUAGGCGACGGUUACCACUUUCCAUCAGGUGGGCCGUCAGUUUGUUUGCCAUUCUAAGUUGUUAAAAAAUACAGUUAUUCUAAAGUUAGAAGAUAUUAUAAAAUUUUUGAUCAUGACCAGAGUGGGAAAUAUAUUUGUGGUAUUAAAAGCUAACAAUAAAACUGUAGGUAGGCACGAUAAAUGUAAAUUACUGCGUUUGUUUGAUUACUUCUGAAGACUGUAUUUUUAUUUUUAAUUGACUUCGAAAAAUGUAGAAGUCUACAAUUCGACUGUAUUAUUUGUCAGUUGUGUUUUGUUUGUUCAACCCAUACUAUUAUAUUAAAAUUGAAAUAGGUUUUUUUUCGGUAAUAAAAGUUUAAAUUAGGUUAAAUAUAUACAUACAUUCCACACGCGCUCGCGAUGCAUUUGCCAUAAAAUUACCGCAAUAGUGUGUAGUUAGGUAUUAUGAUUUUCAUAUUUACAGGACAAUACAUUUCUGUAUGAUAAUUAUGAACUGUAAUAAAUUUGUACUUAUGAAAA